Messenger RNA from Lentinula edodes (shiitake mushroom), 1383 nucleotides. RefSeq lists its product as uncharacterized. Lineage: Eukaryota; Fungi; Basidiomycota; Agaricomycetes; Agaricales; Omphalotaceae. The record is from RefSeq and is a predicted model, not a curated record. The transcript is spliced from 2 exons. The coding region runs from base 219 to 926 and encodes 235 amino acids.
CAUAAAGAAAUAAUGCCAGGUCGUGGGCAGGUUAUAUAUAAGCACCACAAGGUUGGAUGAAUGGUUGAACACCCUCCCCCUAACGCAUCGGAUUAUAAUUCGCACUUGACCGACGAUUCCUUUCGUACUCAACAGCACAUUCCUCCGCGUCUAGCUCCAAGACUUCUAUCAGACUAUCACCUUAGGGCUUACCCUUCGCUUCGUUCUCACAACACUCAAUGCACAGCUUGAACGACAUUAGGUCGAAUAAUACCGAUUUCGACCGCGGAACUCACUACGAAUUUGAAAGUGGCUUCGACAUGCCUCAGCAGUCGAUUCGACAACAUUCGCCUCUAUCGUUGUCUUUGAUUUCGGAGUCAAAAACAACAAAGAGCGAACCCCAGCACUUAUACUCUUACUCAUCAUCUUCUGGCUCCUCUUCGUCUUCAGGGGCAUCGACUUAUGGUCGACACAGAAGAGCGGGAAGGUACUACAGGAGGGGUAACAGGAGUGGCAGGGACAUGGACUUGUAUGGAUACGGAUAUGAGGAGGAAGACGAAGACGAGCUGGAGGUUAGCGAUGAGGGAUAUGAUUCUUACGACGCGUCUCCCAGAUUUCACUCUCGAACGCACGCGCCUCGCCGAGUACACACGACGUAUCCCUUCUCUGCCUACAGCGCGCCAUCGCCAUCCUACCCAUCACCUUCUUUCUCUCCUCUACCAACCACAUUACCACACACGUAUUCUUUAUCACAUCCCGAAGAAAUUGAAGACGAAAUUUCAUUUCCUGACGCGCGCUCUACAGACGGGAUAGAGCCGGACUACACUCCCAGCUGUCAUGAAGCACUUCGACGACAUUGCAAUGCUCUCGCAUUCCGAGUUCGAUUCAGCGUAUUCAGAGCUCGACGAAGGAUGCGAGGGAUUGUCGGGAAAGGGAGAAAGUAUUAGCCGCUGCUCCCAUGCGUGUAGUUGGUCUCAUCUCCAUUUCUCCUUUGCAUUUUCUCACUUGGACUGAUCAUACAUCAUCUCAUUGUCAUCGUUGCUUUGGUUUGGGAUAAUGUCGUCACCUCAUACCAUCCUCAUUUCUUCUAGUUCACUGCAGUGCUGGUGACUAUUCUUUGUAUCUCUUAUCUCAUCAUAUGUAGUGUUAUCAUCCGAUUUUCUUCUCUUAUGUUGAUUCUUUCCUUUUUGCAUGUUAGUUUUCUUCACUGGUGUUCCCGCCGCUAGUUCCCAUUCGCUUUAGUUCGUUUUGCAUCAUUGCGUUCAAUGUAUCUCCUUCCUGACUUAUAAUUAUUGCUUCGGGUGUAUCAAACAGUUAACAAACUAACCAGCACGGACUACAUACUUACACUGUACAUACAUACACGCCUCUCACGACUUAUGAACAUGAUUAACUUCAAUAACA